Nylanderia fulva is the source of this 1414-nucleotide messenger RNA. Its product is annotated as sodium/bile acid cotransporter 7. Lineage: Eukaryota; Metazoa; Arthropoda; Insecta; Hymenoptera; Formicidae. Gene Ontology annotation, cellular component: plasma membrane. The record is from RefSeq and is a predicted model, not a curated record.
UUUUGAUUGGUAGAAACAGACGUCAUAUGUUUAUCUUUACCUACGAAUAUGUAGCCACGGAAACAUUUUAUCUCGAAAAUGACCAAAAGGAGUGUGGAUUGUGGCUCGUAAAGCGAUUAGCAAUAUUAUUUUAUUAGUGCAGUUUGUUAAGUGUGACAGAAAAAUGAGAAAGCUCCUAAAUUAAACGAGAAAUGAUAAUAUAAUUCUUGCGAACAAUACAAUCGCCAACUAUAAUAACCUUCAAAGUCGUAAAUAAUUUCUGCAUGCAUUUAAUUUAUGGUAUGUUUAGAAAUAAUCUAAAAUGUAUAUAGAAUCAACUCGUAUUAAUCUACGACCAAGAAGGAAAACUAAUCUUCUCUAUCGAUAUGGAUAUGUUCUCUUAAUGCUCAUUUGCAUGAUAUUUGCAUCUAUUCAACCACAAAUUGGUGGAACAAAUGGUAUAAUCAAUGGUAAUUUUAUCAUUCGCUAUAUUGCUGUGCCUUUGACAUAUUUUGAAGCUGGAUUAUUGUGCGAUCCUAAGUCUCUUUAUUCAACAUUAAGGGAUGGCUAUCUUCUGACAUUUGUCAUGACUUUCAUAUAUAUUUUGAUGCCCUUUUUAGCACGCAUAGGGACCUAUUUAUUGACUUAUGCAAAAGUUAAUGUAUGGUUACUCAAAGGAAUGGAGGUGCUUUAUUGCAUGCCACCACCAUUCACUACAGGACUUGCUUUAUGCCGUUUGGCACAAGCUGAUCUGCCUACAAGUGUAAUUACUACAUUGGUAUCACAUUUUGGAGGAUUAUUUUUAUCUCCUAUUUUACUAUAUCUUAUGUUAGGAACAUCUACUCCACCACUGGUUGGGAUCAACAUCAGGGAGACCAUAUACAGCACACUGAUUCCAUUAGGCAUGGGUAUCAUGCUACGGUCCUUUAUAUUGAAAGACAGAUAUUUGAAUGUUAACACAGGAUGGUUUUCCCAAGCAUUAUUGUUAACAAUAGCGUACCACUGGUUCUGCGAUGCUGUUUUGGCAGAUGCUUCAUCGUUACAAGCAAUAGAUAUACUGUUCUGUGUACUUAUCGCGUGCUUGGGUCAGCUCCUUCUCAGCAGUUUAUGUUGGAUCUUGUGCUCUCAAUGGUUGCCACGGAAUAUUUUGUUAGCUGCAUUAUUCACCAGCACUCAUAAAUCUGUUGGUCUUGGCGGUUGGAUUUUACGAGGGGCAUACCAUGGUUCAAUUCAUGGACCAGCUGUGAACUUACCACUAACGAUACUACCUGUUGCACAAUUAUUAUUAGGUAGUUUGUUAGCCAGUUGGCUAGCUCCAUAAUAAAAAAAUCUAGAGUUUUUAUUAUACUGUUUUACGAUGUCCAUAUCUCAGUUUGCAGAGAUAUGGGUUUAUCUUCUAGUCUUCAAAUAUAAUAAUAAUUCUAUGUAUAUUUUA